CUCAAGCAUCUUAUUUACAUUGAUAGACGUGAGAGAAGCAACAAAAUUUUUUUCAAUUUUUGUGGUCAUUUAAAACGUAAAACCGGAUUUAUACUAUAUAAGAUCGUCAUUUGGAAGAUUUUCCUAAACUGAUAUGAGUAAUUGACUUUUAACAUAACCAUUUGUCGGACAUGGAUCGAGUAGAUAGUGCCAGUACAGGUAUGGCAUCUCUGAUCGAGAUGUAUGAAGAACACUCAGAUGAAGAAAAAAGCCCAAGUGCUCCUUCAGCUGUAGACAAUAUAUCGGAUGAGGAUGAACACGACAGAGAAUCGUCAGCUCAUAGUUCAAGACCACCAUCAAGACCAACAUUUGAAGAUUUCAAUUCUCCAUCGCCGAAUGCCAUUUUUGCAAAGCCUCAUUUAAAACGAAAACCCACACGUCUAGUUUCAUAUGGACCAGAUGAAGAGGAAGAGGAAGAUGAAAGUGAAAACGAUUCUAGUUCUGAGGAGGAGGAGGAAGUCGAAGAAGAGUUGGGAUCAGAAGCAAUUAUUGUCAAUAACGAUGUCAAAGCAGAUGAGCCAUUGGACUCAGAUCAAGCAUCAUCCCUUUCACGUAGUGUACAAAACAAAACAGCUGAUGAAAUAGAACUACCUCCGGAGCCGCAAGGGAAGUGCUCUAAAGCUCUUCAGGAGAAAAUUACUAGAUUGUAUGACAAAAUGUUGAAUGGAGGAUUGAAUUUGAAUUACAUGAAUAACAACAUAAAGCAAAGAAAAAAUUUCCGCAAUCCGAGUAUUUAUGAAAAGUUAAUAGAAUUCUGUGGAAUAGAUGAAAAAGGAACCAAUUAUCCACCAGAGAUGUUUGACCCUCAUCAGUGGGGAAAAGAAUCAUUUUAUGAUGCUUUAGACAAAGCACAAAAGACCGAAAUGGAAAAACGAGAAAAGGAGAGAAAAGAUCGCACGAAAAUAGAGUUUGUGGUUGGAACAAAGAAAAAUAGUUCUGAUUCUGGACCAGAUGAAAAGAAGAGAAAAAGUAAAUGGGACUCUCUCCCCCAAGUAACUGGCACAAGACCAGGGGUGGUCAAUCCAACUGCAGUUGCCUCCCUUACAGUGUCGGCCACCGGCACCAAGUCUACCGUCAUACCAGCAGUGGGAAAUAUCACCAAAAAAUCAAAAUCCUGAUAGCAUUUCAACUCACAAAAAACAAUAUCAAUAUAUCAUAGAAAUGAUAUCAUAGAAAAUGUUAAAUUAUACUGCUACACUGAAUGGAUUUUGAUUCCACGCAGUGUUCAAAUUUUAUCAAUGAAUUUCGAAACUUCAGGAAGAAGAACUUUUUGCAGCUAUGAGAAAUCAUGAUUUCAGUUCUUUUUUUCAAGAGAUGAUUUGGUGAUUCGAUAAUUCAUUUUUUGGAAAGUAAAGUUGCAUUUAUGCUAUGUCACUGUAAAUGUUGAUGGAGGUUGUUGGUUCGUUAUACGUGUACAUUGCAUUAAUCUCCAGACAUUAAAAGGUGAUCAUCUUCUCCUGCACACUUCCUACUUGUACAUUCAUUGUAUUGUCAGUCAGUGAAAUGGAAAUAAAAUGAAUAAAUAAA
Messenger RNA from Magallana angulata, 1566 nucleotides. Its product is annotated as SAP30-binding protein-like. The transcript has 10 exons. The record is from RefSeq and is a predicted model, not a curated record. NCBI's taxonomy places the organism in Eukaryota, Metazoa, Mollusca, Bivalvia, Ostreida, Ostreidae. Gene Ontology annotation, biological process: regulation of DNA-templated transcription. Gene Ontology annotation, cellular component: nucleus. Bases 171 to 1157 code for a protein of 328 amino acids.